AUGAAGAAAAUAUCGUUGUGCGUGUUUAUCGUCAGUCUCUGUGUUAUCUUGCACGUCAACGAGGCUGGCUUUUUGAAAAAAAUUUCCAAACCCUUCGAAAGAAUUGGCAAGGAAAUUAGACGAGAAGUCAAAGAUGUUGGAAAGGCUAUUGAGCACGUUGGCAAGGCAGUAGGCAAAGUUGGAGAGAAGGUAUUGAAGCCUGUUCUUAAACCCAUCGGUAGAGUGGUUUCACGAUCGUUGAAAGUUGUUGUCCGUCCUGUUGUCAAGUUGAUCCAGAAAAGAAGAAAAGAAGAGGUGAUCGAAGUUGUUGAAACCGUUGAUGACACUACUGGCAUUCAGGCUACCACUGAAACAUUCGAAGUUGGAAUGAUUCGUCUGCACAACGAACUUCGAUCAAUAGAAGGAGUAACUGGAACAGUUGCUUGGGACGCACGUCUGGCCCAGAUGUCAGCGGAGUGGAUAACUCAGUGCAGCCUGAAGUACCCGGUGUAUGGCGACAGCAGAGAUUCCUACGGUCAGAAUGCCUUCAUGACGACCAGCGCCACAGCAGAGCCCAUUGACGCCAUCAACACCUGGUACUCCUACAAAUCCAACUUCAAUCCCGCCACUGGAGACUGUCUUGACGGUCAAGUCUGCGAUCCUUAUCUUCAGGCCGUAAUGCCAGAGAGUCAGUACGUGGGUUGUGCCACAGGGACGUGUCCCUCGUUCAGUGGGGGCCCAGGGGGCUCCACCAUCUUCUGCAUGUACGCACCACUCUGA
Molecule: messenger RNA, 759 nt
Organism: Helobdella robusta
Lineage: Eukaryota; Metazoa; Annelida; Clitellata; Rhynchobdellida; Glossiphoniidae
Exons: 4
Coding region: 1-759 (252 amino acids)
Source: RefSeq, a predicted model, not a curated record